This is a messenger RNA of Drosophila innubila, 1605 nucleotides long. Its product is annotated as spermine oxidase-like. The record is from RefSeq and is a predicted model, not a curated record. Gene Ontology annotation, molecular function: polyamine oxidase activity. The coding region runs from base 75 to 1538 and encodes 487 amino acids. NCBI's taxonomy places the organism in Eukaryota, Metazoa, Arthropoda, Insecta, Diptera, Drosophilidae. The transcript has a single exon.
UUCAGUCGCAUGCCGAACGCAGAGCGUGGCAGACGUUUUGGGUGUAAGGUGGAUCUGUAUUACCCGUCAGCAUUAUGAGUACUUUUGCGUCCAUUCGCUCUCUGAGCAAAACGAAGCAAACCGCACGCAUUGUCAUCAUCGGAGCUGGAACGGCAGGAAUCGCUGCAGCCACUCGACUUCUUGAGCAGGGAUUUAAGAAUGUGUUGUUGUUGGAGGCGGAAGAUCGCAUUGGUGGUCGUAUCAACACCAUUCCAUUUGCGGAUAAUGUCGUCGAUUUGGGAGCUCAGUGGUGUCAUGGCGAAGAGAACAAUGUUGUCUACGAGCGUGUCAAGAAUUUGGAUCUAUUGGAGGCGACCGAGGACCACUACGAGACCUUCAGAUGUGUGCGGUCGAACAAGGAGGUGCUAGCUGAUUCAAUUGCAGACAAUCUGAAAUCGAUUGCAUUUAACUCUAUUCCGGAGCGACAAACGGAGCUAGGCGAUUAUAAAGGAUCCCUAGGGGACUAUUUGACUCAGAAAUACUGGAAAGAGAUGACCAAAUAUCCAGAAGUAAGUCAAAAAAUAGCAGAGGAGUUUCUUGAGAAUUUUCAUAAGUUCGAGAGCUCGGUGGAAGCAGCAGAUCAUUUGUAUGAGGUCUCGGGACGAGGACAUUUGGAGUACUGGCUAUGCGAGGGAGAACUUUUGCUCAACUGGCGGGACAAGGGAUACAAGACUUUCCUGAGAUUAAUGAUGAAUUUCAAGAAGGACGAGCCCGAAGAUCUUGGAAUGCUGAGUGGUCGUGUGCUAUUAAAUAAGCGAAUAGCCGAGAUAAACUGGACAGGUGCUGAUGAAGUGGUUAUCCGUUGCUGGAAUGGAGAAGUCCUGACUGCAGAUCAUGUGAUCUGCACUGUGUCCUUGGGAGUAUUGAAGGAGCAGCAUAAUAAACUAUUCGUUCCCGCUCUCCCUGAGGCCAAGUUGCGAGCUAUCAAAGGAUUAAAGCUGGGCACCGUUGAUAAAUUCUUCCUGGAGUACGCUGCUCCACCCUUACCCAAAGACUGGCCUGGCUUCUGUUGCCUGUGGCUUGAGGAAGAUCUGCAGGAGCUUCGCAGCACCGAGCGGUUUUGGUUGGAGAGUGUCUUUGGCUUCUAUCCAGUGUCCUAUCAGCCUCGCUUGCUACAAGGUUGGAUUAUUGGAGAACAUGCUCGCCACAUGGAGACACUCACCGAAGAGGAAGUGCUUGAGGGAUUGCUCUGGCUGUUCCGCAAGUUCCUGCCCUUCGAUGUGCCCCAUCCAGUGCGUUGUCUUCGCACCCAGUGGCAUGCAAAUCCCAACUUCAGGGGCAGCUACACUUUCCGCACAACCAUGGCAGAUGAGCUACGAACUGGUGCCUGGGAUCUGGAGGCGCCACUGCUUGACGUGGGCGGAAGACCUCGGUUGCAAUUUGCCGGAGAGGCUUCCCACAAACAUUACUACUCGACGGUGCACGGUGCUGCGGAGACGGGUUGGCGGGAAGCGGAACGUUUGAAUACCUAUUAUCGGUCAAAAACUGCACAGUUGUAAUGGGAUGAUAAGCUAUCUUUGAGCUGAUGGAAAGUGUUAAUAAAUGUAUAAAAUGUAUUUAAAAAAA